Molecule: messenger RNA, 614 nt
Organism: Leptinotarsa decemlineata (Colorado potato beetle)
Lineage: Eukaryota; Metazoa; Arthropoda; Insecta; Coleoptera; Chrysomelidae
Product: regulator of G-protein signaling 7-like
Source: RefSeq, a predicted model, not a curated record
AACACUGUCGGUAACAAUAAAAUAAUGUACUAUCGACAAUGACUAUGUUAUUACUGGGUACCAAUAUAUGUUUAUAUUUUCAGAUGGAAAAAAUUGUGGAAAAAAUGCAAGAUGAAACAACUGGUGUGCCAGUACGCACAGUUAAGAGUUUUAUGUCAAAAAUUCCGUCAGUGUUUACCGGUUCCGAUUUGAUAAUGUGGAUGAUGAAAAAUCUGGAUGUAGACGAUCAUCAGGAAGCAUUGCAUUCUGCUCAUUUGAUGGCAUCUCACGGUUAUUUUUUUCCUAUAGAUGAUCAUAUGCUGACAGUUAAAAAUGACGGUACUUUUUAUCGAUUUCAAACUCCAUACUUUUGGCCAUCGAAUUGUUGGGAACCUGAAAAUACAGAUUAUGCUGUAUAUCUUUGUAAGAGGACAAUGCAAAAUAAAACAAGAUUGGAGCUAGCUGAUUAUGAAGCUGAAAAUCUUGCGAGGUUGCAAAAAGUGUUUUCAAGAAAAUGGGAGUUUAUUUUUAUGCAAGCUGAAGCUCAAAGCAAAGUUGAUAAGAAACGAGAUAAACUUGAGAGGAAGGUUUUGGAUAGUCAGGAGAGAGCCUUUUGGGACGUUCAUAGGCCAAUG